This is a messenger RNA of Lepisosteus oculatus (spotted gar), 6944 nucleotides long. RefSeq names its product YLP motif containing 1 (gene ylpm1). The record is from RefSeq and is a predicted model, not a curated record. NCBI's taxonomy places the organism in Eukaryota, Metazoa, Chordata, Actinopteri, Semionotiformes, Lepisosteidae. Gene Ontology annotation, cellular component: nucleus. Gene Ontology annotation, biological process: regulation of telomere maintenance.
CGCAGUGGGGGGGGGAUGUCGUGACGUUUACGUGCACACUUCGUUCUUUCCAAAAUAUCGAGAAAAAGGAAGAGGAUUUAUAAUUGAUGUGAUCAAAACGAUGGACGCUCUGAAUUAGAGAGGGUAGCAAGCGGUUCAACUUCAUAGCUUGCUGAUUUAAACCAGCUUAAGAAUUUUUUUUUAAUAAGAAAAGAAACGUGUGUUUGGUCCCGCUUUCCAUGAGUGUCUAGGGGCCUACACCAACCAAGAAUGUAUCCGUCUUGGGGAAAGUAUGGCGGUGGACAUCAACAUCCUCCUCCUCCACAUUACGGUAUGAAACCGCCGCCUGUGAGGGGUCCACCGCCCCCAGGGGGAAGCCAUGGGCCAUACGGGGCGCCGGGAAGCUAUGGCUCAGGUCCGGCCUCUAACUUCUCGAGUCUGCGGGAGCAGCAUUUACAACAGAUGCAGCAACUGCAGCAGCUCCAUCAAAAACAGCUCCAAUCAGUGCUGCACCACAACAGUGGGCCGUACAGUGGCGGAUCCGGUGGAUCGGGUGGAUCGGGGUCCUGGCGUGGAAGUGCACCGGCCUUUGCCCCUCCGGGUCCUGGGGGGUCUGCGCCGGCCACUUACCAGCAGCAGCACCAGAGGGGUCCCCCGACAGCCGCACAGCAGCCUCACCACACGCCGACGCUACCCCCGCCUCAUCCCACAACCGACCCCAGCCCCUCAGUGCCUUCCCACAGCAACGCCAGUAAAAGUGCACCGCAGCAAGGGGGUACAAACGCGAGAGCGACGGACAAAAAGGAAAGCGAUGCCACCAAGCCGGAGGAAGAGAAAGCAGACUUGUCUUCAAUGACGUUACAGGAGCAACAGCAGUACUGGUACAAACAGCACCUCCAGAAUUUACAGAAGUUAAAACAUGAAAAGGCUAAAGAGAAGAAGCCGCAGGAGGAAUUUCGCACCCCGGCCGACAAACAGACCACAAAAACUCCCCCUCCACCCGUGGAGCCCCCCAAAAAUGAGCCUCCUCCGCCACCUCCCAAAGAGCAGCCCCCUCCACCUCCUCCACCAGAGGACUCUAAGCCCACCGUGAUCACGAGGGCGGAAGACCCGGAGGAAGAGGUUCGCCUGCAGCAGCUCCAGGCUGCAGCAGCUCAGUGGCAGCAGACCCAGCAGCAGAGAGCGGGCUACCAGUAUCAGGCCCUCAUGCAGCAGCACACACAGCUGCAGCACAUCCUGCAGCAGUACCAGCAGUUCAUGCAGCAGCCGGCACACCUGCAGAAGAUGCCCAUCGAUAUGCAACUUAGGCACUACGAGCUGCAGCAGCAGCAGUUUGUUCCACUUUACCAGGAGUGGGACCGGCAGUUCAAAAUGUGGCAGGAGCAGUUUCAGUCCUACCCGCACAAGGAUCAGUUGCAGGAUUAUGAAUGCCAGUGGAAACAGUGGCAGGAGCAGAUGAAAUCCACUUCUUCCCACCUGCAAGAAAGGGUGACAACCCUUCGGACAAUGCAGCACCAAUAUACCACCACCCCAUAUAUGGGGAUGAUGGGGAUGCCACAAUAUGGACAGUACCACCGGACCGCUUCAGAAGCUCAGAUGCCACCACCUCCAACUUUAACCCCUGCUCCUCCAGUCCCUUCAGAGGUACAGCCUUCCUCUGCCUCAGUUCCUCCUAUACCGGGACCCCGGCCCCAGGGUAUUCCACCUGCCCCAGGACCUUCGCCACAGAGUGGUCUGCCUGUUCCCCAUCCGCCGGGACCCCCGCCUCAGGGGGUUCCCCCUCCACAGGGACCCCCGCCUCAGGGCAUUCCUCGUCCGCCAGGACCCCCACCCCAGGGGGUUCCCCCUCCACAGGGACCCCCGCCCCAGGGCGUUCCCCCUCCACAGGGACCCCCGCCCCAGGGCGUUCCCCGUCCGCCAGGACCCCCGCCCCAGGGCGUUCCCCGUCCGCCAGGACCCCCGCCCCAGGGCGUUCCCCGUCCGCCAGGACCCCCGCCCCAGGGCGUUCCCCAUCCGCCAGGACCCCCACCCCAGGGGGUUCCUCCUCCGCUGGGACCCCCUCCCCAGGGGCCCCCAAUACAGAAGGCUCAAUUGCUUCAGGGACCCCCACAGCAGGGUCUUCACCCUCCCACAGGGACACCUUCUUUAGUACAGCAAAGUGCUCAAGGUCUUUCCACUCCAAAUCACAUAUCGCCCCCAACAACCACAACAACUUCAGAAACCCAGCCGCCAUCUUCCCCAGCUCCAGGGAAAUCGAGUCCUACAUCUGCUCAAUCAGCUGUUUACACUUCUGCUGGACUGUCUGGCCCAGGAGUGAGGCCAUCUGGGCUGCUGCCCACUCCCAGUGCACCGUCCCGUUUUGAAGGCCCUAGAGGUCCAAGGUUUGAUGGUCCUAGAGGGCAUGGUGUUCCUAGAUUUGAGCAGCAGCAGAGAUUUAAUGCCCCACCUCGGUUUGAGCCUCCUCCCAGAGCAGAGCAGCCAAAGAGGUUUGAUCAGCCCCCCAGAAGCACCCAGCCAACACGGUUUGGAGCACCACCAAGAUUUGAACAGCCUCCGAGGCCAAGCCCACCAUCUCGGUUUGAAAGGCCCCCUGGAUUUCAGCAGCCUUCUAGGUUUGAUGUAUUGGCCAAGGCGGAGCCUCCGAAAGCCCCAGAAAUUAAACCACAGGGAAGUAAAGACGUGAGUUCUUCUAGCGCCAAAGAUUCCCAGCCUGAAGGUCAGCAUGAGCAUUGUAAACCAACAGUAGUUACUCAAGUUGCUGCUGGAGACAUGUCAGCAAGGGAAACGCUAACGGAUGAUUUCCUUGACACAGAAUGUGGAUUUUUUGUCCAAAGUGAUCCAAUUCCACAGACCACAUUGAACAGGGCAGCACCUUUAAGUAAGCCAAAUGAGUCUAGUGGAGAGAUGGCAAACAAACAGCAGCAGAUGUCAGAGACAGCCAAGACCGCUGUAUCGGCAGCUUCUGCUGAUCCUCAAAAGCAGGCUGCCUCCCAUAAAAACUCAUUUAAUCAGGGAGAAGUGAAAACCAAGAAUGAAGGAAAUACUGACGCCCAACCUCAGCUUCCUGAACAGAUUCCCUCAAAACCAGAACCCCCUAAACCACCUCAGUCCUUUUCGUCUGCAGAUAAUCAUAAAGCUCAGACACCUACGGGCCGGGGAAGGGGGCGAGGUCAGGGGAGAGGCCGAGGAUGGGGCCGAGGGCAAACUGGAGGACCAGGUUUUGGUAGUAGUUCCGGUUUCCCUCCUAAUCAGCGGACAGAGGGCUUUGAGCACAAGCCUUACGAUUACAGACCACCUUUCCGCGAGAACAGGGAGAGAAGCCAGGAGGAGGAGGGCUAUGAUUGGCAGGAUCCUUCUGUAGACAGGCGGGGGGGGCUGGACAGCAGGUUACCUCCACCCCCGGAUGAAAUAUGGGGCAGAGAGGGUGAGGAACAUUACCAUAAAGAUUUUUACGAGGAUCAUGGAAGGCGAGGCCCCCCCUUAGAAAGAGAGCCCCUGGAUGGUCCUGGGAGAGAGAGGCACUGGGAGGAGCCAGAACCCAACUACUGGGAAGAUGGCGAUCCAUACUGGAGGGAAGAGAGGCCACAGUUCCGGCAUAAUUCCCCAUUUCCUCAUGAUGUUAGAGAACCUAGGUGUCCCCCUCCUUUUCCUCAUGAUUAUGUUGCCCGGGGUCCAAGGCGCCCCACUAUUCCUCCUGAAGCCUUGGAUCGGGAUCCUAGAGGCCCCCCUCUCCACCAUGAUGUCACAGAAAGAGAUACCAGGGGACCCCCCCCACACCAUGAUGUCCUGGAAAGGGAUCCCAGAGGACCCCCAGUCCACCAAGACAUAGAAAGCGAUUCUAGGCGCCCCCCUGUUGGCCGUGACAUUAUGGACAGGGAGCACAGGGGACCCCAUUUUCAUCAUGAGGUCUUGGACAGAGAGCCUAGAUGGCCCCAUGCGCCCCAUGAUAGGGAACCCAGACACCCUCCUCUCCCUCAUGAAAUACUGGAGAGGGACUCCAGGCGACCACCGUUAAGUCAUGAAAUCAUGGAAAGAGACACUCGUCGCCCCCCACCUUCCCAUGACACUGUAGACAGAGAUAUGGGACGUGGAGAGUACUUCGGGGAGUAUGAGCAAGAGUUUGUGCCAGAGCCUGACAGAUAUGGAAGGCCUCACCCAGAUUACCACAGCCGGAAUUUUGAGCAAGACACGGACCAGAAUUACUAUCAUCCAAGAAAUGAGUGGGAAGUAAAAGAUCGUGGCUGGGAUUACCCUCCAUGUCCUCCACGGGCACCGCCAGAGCCCUUUAGGGAGGACAGGUGGCCUCAGGACAGAAACCGGGACUAUUUAUACGAUAGAGGAGCACAAGACAGGGGAGAGCUGAGGGUGCGGGAGUACCCAGAGGAACCUGCCUACAGAGGGGAGGAGCAGCAGUACCCAGCAGAGUGGAAGAGAGAACCUCUGCCUGACAGGACGUUCGCACCAGAGAUUGAUGACCGCAGACCUCCAUUUGAAGGCCAUUUGGAGACUUCCAUGGAUUUGCCUCCUCCUGGGCUCCCUACUCAGCCUAGUAAUCCCCCAGAAAAUCCUCUAGAAGACUCCUCUGGAACUGGAAAGGGCAUUCUGGCUCUUUCGCAAAGACAGCAUGAGAUUAUUCUGAAAGCUGCUCAGGAGCUCAAGAUGAUAAGGGAACUACAGGAGAAGAAAAAUGCUAUAAAUGAGUUUUUCAAACCUGAAGGAACUGAGCAAGUACUUCAGCCAGAGGUGGCUUCAGCAGGGAUUAUGGGAUUGGAGAUCCCCCCUGCAGUGACAGGGGCUUUCAAGACAGGAAACCUGCUGCCCAGUGCUAGCCUGGCAUCUGCAUCUACAGCUCCAGCAAUGCCACCUGAAGCUCAGGCCUGGGGUGGUGAUAGUUUACAUAGCGCCUGGGACACCAGAAGCACUGCGCAAGCCACAGAUCCAAGCUUUGUGAUGUCAGACACUACACCACUGGCAGCCCCCAUGCUCGGCAAACCUGUUGUGCUUCCCAAGACUGUGGAUUAUGGACAUGGACAUGUUUCAGAUCCUGUGUCAAAAGUUGAGCAGAUCUCGUAUGGCGAAAGGAUCAUCCUAAGACCAGAUCCAGUACCUACAGAGAGACCUUAUGAAAAAGAACCACUUGUCCCAUAUGACAGAGAUCCAUAUUACGAGAGGCGAGUUGAUCCGUAUUUGGAGCGCCGGGAGUAUGGAAGGGAGAGGGAAAGGGAACGAGAGAGGGAUAUGUAUCGUGAGAAGCCUCCUAUGGACUACGACAGGGAGCGAUACGAGAGAGAACGAUACCCCAGAGACGAGAGGCUGCCACCAGGCCCAUCCUCUCGGUCAGGUGGCUUCAGAGACCGGGACAGGGAGGGCAGGGACAGCAGAGACAGAGAGCGUGAGGGCAGGAGCAGCAGAGACAGAGAUGUUAAAGAGCACUUUGGCAGGCCUGGAUAUGACCGACUACCCUACGAGCGCAUCCCUGAUCGCCCUCUCUUUGACCACAGCGCUCCUGCAUUUGGGAGUGACAGGAGGAGUUACCCUGAAGAGAGGUUGCCUGCUCCGCCUUUGCCUCCUCACCCUCCUGCUCCGCCACGAGUCGAAAAGAAACCCGAAACCAAAAACGUGGAUGACAUCCUCAAACCACCGGGCAGAGAGAGCCGCCCUGAAAGGAUUGUCGUCAUCAUGAGAGGACUCCCUGGGAGUGGAAAAACGCAUGUAGCAAAACUUAUCCGGGACAAGGAGGUGGAAUUUGGCGGGGCGCCUCCUCGAGUUCUGGGGCUUGACGAUUAUUUUAUGACGGAGGUGGAAAAGGUUGAGAAGGAUCCCGAUACAGGAAAGCGUGUCAAACAAAAGGUUUUGGAAUAUGAAUAUGAGCCAGAGAUGGAAGAUACCUAUCGCAACAGUAUGCUCAAAACCUUCCGUAAAACCCUGGAUGAUGGAUUCUUCCCCUUCAUCAUUAUUGACGCUAUUAAUGAUAGAGUUAAAUACUUCGAUCAGUUCUGGAGUGCAGCCAAGACUAAAGGUUUUGAGGUGUACUUAGCUGAAAUCUCUGUAGAUAACCAGACAUGUGCCAAGAGGAACAUUCAUGGACGCAAGCUAAAGGAUAUUGCAAAGAUGGCCACUAACUGGGAGUCGGCCCCUCGUCACAUGGUGAGGCUCGACAUAAGGUCCUUAUUGCAAGAUGCUGCUAUAGAGGACGUUGAGAUGGAGGAUUUUGACCCAGCAGAAGAAGAGCAGAAAGUAGAAGCCAAGAGAGAGGCAGCAGAAGAGGAGGAAGCGGAUCUGGGUUACAUUCCAAAAAGCAAAUGGGAGAUGGACACCUCUGGGGCAAAACUUGACAAGCUGGACGGGCUGGUGAGCAGCACGAAAAGGAAGCGGGACUGGGGCCGCAUGACAGACAUGGAGGACUACCUGCAGCUGCCAGAUGACUACGCCACCCGCAUGUCGGAGCCAGGAAAGAAAAGGGUGAGGUGGGCAGAUCUUGAAGAGAAAAAAGAUGCCGAUAGGAAGCGCGCUAUUGGUUUUGUGGUUGGACAGACAGAUUGGGAGAAAAUAACAGAUGAAAGCGGACAGCUUGCUCAGAGAGCACUCAAUCGCACAAAGUAUUUUUAACAGAACGUUUUCCAAGCAAAUCGUUCGGGAACAGGUUGUUACCUGGUGUUAUCUUGAAUGUGAAGCGGUUCUGAGCUGUGAAAGCAUCAUUUCUACAUACUCCUGGAUACUCCUUCAGUGGUUCUUCAUUUUAAAAAAGAUAAUGUUGCAAAUGUUCUUUUUAUAGUGAAUCCUUUUUGCAGGGUAAAUGAGCACUCUGUAAUUAGAAUCACAGUCCGGACUAAAGAUCCUAUUGGUUUCUUUAAAUUGUUAGCUGUCUUUGCAGUUUUUAUACUUUGUAUGUACUGUAUCUAACCUGUGAGCACUGUUGGUUAUUUUACCAUUAAAAAAUAAAUAAUAAAAAAAUCCAAAAACAA